UCUCAAAAUAUCACCCUAGGUCUAUAUACGAAUUUGGGCCUACCACAUACUUUAAUGCACAAAAAACUUCUUUUCCUGAAUAUACACUGCUGGAACUAGGGUACGUCUAAUAUUCCCGUGCGUCUUUUAUGCUAUCAAAUACAGUAUUGAUGGAAUAGCAAUUAAAUUCUUCGGGUGGUUCUUCGGCGAGAUCAUACGUUUCGUCUCGCCGAGUUAAAAUUUACAAACAACCUAAGUUGUAUAUCCACGUGACCUAUGAUGGCGGCGAAUUUAAGUCGGUGAAAAUCGACAACAAUUUCUUUCAUUUCUUUGAAGCUGACAACAACGGAGUUGUUCGGAGGAGGAGGAUGGCAGCAGAAUGUAGUGCUGUAAAGAAACUUCCCAGUGCUUGGUGGGGACUUUUUGUUACUUUUCAAAAUGAAAGAAAGCCACAUGUUGCAGCUGAAGUCUGGUGGCGAAACAAUUCGAUGUCGAAAUUCGCAGAAAGACCGGAAUUGGAAACUUUGUUGAAGUCUUUCGUUUCUCUCGAACCUCGACUGAUCGAGGAGAAUUUAAUCUUUUGCCCCACCUUCUUUCUUCUGACGGAAUAUUUCCAAAAAUGUUUGCUAUCAUUUUUGACUCAACAUUUGGCUGAACUUCCAGAACAGUCUACACAAGAAUUCCUGGCUACCAUUCAACAAAACAUCCAAUAUGUCCCCAACAAUAGGAUCCAGUCUCUUUUUAACCAUUUUCAGUAUAAUUGUAGAUUAACUUGGAACCAAACUUUUCUUCCAAAUAACCAUUUUCCCCAUGUCAUCUCCAAGCAAAACCAAGAGAUACUAAAUGACAUAUUGAAGUCACCAGCAUCAACUCACCAAUACAAUCCUUUCUUACCUUCAUUUGUUAGAGAGGGACCACAGCAAAUUCCUGAUGGAAACAUUACAAGCACAGAUGAUGUGACCUCUCCAAACCAACAGCAUUCUCUUCAAGAGCAAUGCAUUAACAUAAUAGUGCCAGAAAGUCCAGUCAUUGUUAUUCAUUCUGACAGUUGCAGUGAAGAAUCUAUGGAAGUGGCAAAAGAAGGAGCAAUCGAACCCGAAUCCAGUAAAUCUACAAAUAUUCCAGUUGAAGAAUCCAGCAAACCCCCAUCACCAAUGGAAGUUCCCAAACCCCCAUCACCAGUGGAAGUGCCUUCUCAUGAAUUACCACCAGACAUAGAAAUGAAGGCCAACCAGUUGAAGUAUGUCUGGCAACAAGGAGACAAACCCCAGAACGUGUUACCACCCGAAUUGACCCUUUUUGUUGAAUGUUCAGACCAACAGGUUCACCAAAUCUGCCACAUGUUAGAUGUUGAGUCCCUGUCAGAAUCCUCCUUUGCCAUGAUAUGCAAACAUUUUGCUGAGGUCGGCAAUCAAAUCAGUUAUGCCAACAGCCUGGUCUUGGCCAAAGAUUGUAUUCUUCCCAGGUUUGUGGUGCAGUCCAAGCAAAAUUCUAGGCUCUUAGUCUCUGCAGUUGUGACCUUUAGUCAACAAUUCCCAAAGCCAUUUGUGGAUGGAGUCUUAAUUCCCUGUGCAAAGAACAAAAAAAUUGAUUUACCUCAAGCCAAGCUGUUAACUAUUGUCAAUAAGGAUGCUUUCACUUCUAACACCAGACUCUACCUCCUUGAGCAGCUGUCCAAGAGUUGUCCCAGCAUUGAACCUGGAAUCCUGUUAUUGCUAGAGAAUAUUCUAGAUGGAAAGCUGGAAUUGUCAUCUGACCAACUUUCCCAAUUACUGCAAUGGCUAAAGAAGACAUCCACUUUUGAACAGCAUUCCAAUAGCAAAUAUGGCAGAUUUUUGCUCACAUUUGUAAAUAAACAUAAAAAACAGUUGAAAAAAGAACAUAUUUCUUGCCUUUACCAAAUUGUUGAACACCAUGAGACUUUCUUAAAGAAUACGAUAAUCAGUGCCCUCAAGACUUUAGCAUAACAAUUGGAUGUCAUUGGGGGACAAAGCUUAUUCGUGCGACCUGCUUUUCUGCACAUUUGAAUUGGCAACCUGAAGUCAAAGCUUCUGUAAAUCAUGUGGCAAAUAUUUUAUUUCUAUUCAAGUACACAAAUAAAAGAACAAAGCACAAUGAACAUAGACAAGUGGGUGAUGAAAUACGCAAGACACGGUUUUGGGAAGAAAUUGCAAUCCGUCAGUUUAAAAAUAUAGCCUGGCAAUUUGAAUGUUUAUUCCAGUAUUGUGUGUGGAGGGGGGGGAGGGAAGGUAGAAUGGAU
This is a messenger RNA of Octopus sinensis (East Asian common octopus), 2239 nucleotides long. RefSeq lists its product as uncharacterized. The transcript has 11 exons. The record is from RefSeq and is a predicted model, not a curated record. Lineage: Eukaryota; Metazoa; Mollusca; Cephalopoda; Octopoda; Octopodidae. Bases 348 to 1946 code for a protein of 532 amino acids. Gene Ontology annotation, cellular component: Fanconi anaemia nuclear complex. Gene Ontology annotation, biological process: interstrand cross-link repair.